Molecule: messenger RNA, 3765 nt
Organism: Coffea arabica (coffee)
Lineage: Eukaryota; Viridiplantae; Streptophyta; Magnoliopsida; Gentianales; Rubiaceae
Source: RefSeq, a predicted model, not a curated record
AUGUCUAGUGGAGUUGGUGACCAAGCAAUGGACCUUCAACUACGCCUAGAUGCCAUUAUGGGGGAGUUCAAGCAAUUGCUUAAAACCUCCAUUGAACCAUUGCAUGACCGGAUUGACCAGUUGGAAAACUCGAGGAAUCUACAUAGCUCGAGUAAAGGCAAGGAAUCGGUGUACUCCAAUGAUGAAGAGGAUCAGGGAAGGUACCAAACUGAUCACCGUGCACAAAGGCGAGGAGACGACACCAUUAAGGGGGUCAAACUCAAAAUUCCUUCCUUGCAAGGCAAGUCCGAUCCCGAAGCCUACUUGGAAUGGGAACGGAAAAUCGAAUUGGUCUAUGAGUGUCACACCUACUCGGAGGAACAAAAAGUAAAACUUGCAGCCGUGGAGUUCACUGACUACGCCUCCAUUUGGUGGGACCAAUUACGACUAAGCCGAAGAAGAAAUCGUGAAAGGGCCGUGGAGACUUGGGAUGAGAUGAGGAGUCUCAUGCGGAAAAGGUUCGUGCCGAGCUACUAUAGCCGUGACUUACACCGACGGUUACAAUCUCUCACCCAAGGUUCCUUGUCAGUCGAGGAUUAUUAUAAAGAGAUGGAGAUGGCCAUUAUGAAGGCAGACUUGCGUGAGGAUGGAGAAGCCACUAUGGCUCGAUUUUUGCAUGGUUUGAGGCCCGAGAUUGCCGAAGUAGUGGAAUUCCAACACUACCUCGACAUGAAUGAAAUGUUAGAGAAGGCGGUUACAGUUGAACGACGCCUCAAGAGGAGGGGAAGUACACGGUCUAGCACCACGUACCAAGCUAGAAAUUGGCGUACCCCUCAACCAAAGAGGGAGGAGAAGGCCACAGCUCCGUCUCAACCACCAAGGCCGAAUGCCUUUCCACUCAAGGCAACGGCCAAACCUGAAUUUAAGGCUAAUAAUGGAGCUUCUAAGCCGCGUGGCCGAGACACUAAGUGCUUUAAGUGUCAAGGCUAUGGUCAUAUCGCAUCUCAAUGUGCCAACCAAAGGGCUAUGCUACUAUUGCCAAAUGGCGAGAUUGUGUCCGAUGAAGAGGAGGAAUACGAAGGGAUGCCACCUCUAGAGGGUGAAGGGGAUGAUUCAAGUGAGGAGGUACCCACACAUGAGGAGAUUGGAUGCUUGGUGGUUCGAAAGGUCCUCACCACCCGCGCGAAGGAAGAGGAAAUAGAGGUACAACGGGAUAACCUUUUCUACACGAGAUGUCAUAUCAAGGAUAAGGUUUGUAGUGUUGUUAUUGAUAGUGGGAGUUGUGCCAAUGUAGCUAGCCUACUCAUGGUAGAGAAGCUAGGGCUCCCAGUCAUCAGACAUCCUAGACCUUAUCGCCUUCAAUGGUUGAACAAUGAAGGGGAGGUCCGUGUAUUUCGACAAGUGAAAGUGCCAUUUCGAAUUGGCAAGUAUGAAAAUGAAGUCACUUGCGACGUAGUGCCAAUGCAAGCAAGCCAUCUCAUUUUUGGGCGACCUUGGCAAUACGACCGAGAUGUGGAGUUCAAAGGGAAAGCCAACAAAUACGUCUUUACUCAUUGUAAUCGAAAAAAGAGUUGGUCAUCUCAUCCAUACCUACUGACUCUUUACCUCCUUGUAUCUUUGUCUCUUUUACAAGAAUUUGAGGACAUUUUUCCUGAGGAUGUGCCCGAUGGACUACCACCCUUAAGGGGAAUCGAGCACCAGAUUGACAUCAUUCCUGGAGCUCCAUUACCUAACAAACCGGCCUAUCGCAUGGGCCCUGAGGAAACUAAGGAGUUGCAAAGGCAAGUAGAGGAGUUACUAAGGAAAGGUUGGGCUCGCGAAAGUCUAAGUCCGUGUGCUGUACCUGUGAUUCUCGUGCCUAAGAAGGAUGGAACUCGGAGAAUGUGUACUGACUGUAGAGCAGUCAGCACGAUCACGGAAAGGCUAUACGCCAACCUUAAGAAGUGCACAUUUUGCACUGACCGUGUUGUGUUUCUAGGAUAUGUGGUAAGUGCGCAGGGCAUUCAUGUGGAUGCAGAAAAGGUCAAGGCCAUCCAAGAGUGGCCAACACCUACCUCUGUAAGUGAAGUGCGCAGCUUCCAUGGCCUAGCAAGCUUCUACCGCCGCUUCGUGAAGGAUUUUAGCACCAUUGCUGCACCUCUUACCACGGUCAUGAAAAAGCACGAGAAGUUCUUUUGGGGGGAAGCACAAGAUAAGGCCUUGCAAUUAUUAAAACACAAACUCACACAUGCACCACUUCUUGCACUACCUAACUUUGAUCUUACUUUUGAAGUGGAAUGUGAUGCAUCAGGUGUUGGAGUAGGAGCCGUACUAAUGCAAGGUGGCAAGCCAAUCGCCUAUUUCAGUGAAAAGCUAAGUGGCGCGGCUCUCAACUACUCUACAUAUGACAAGGAGUUGCUCGCCCUUGUACGUGCCUUAGAGACCUGGCAACACUACCUCCGCGCUAGGGAAUUUGUCAUCCAAACUGACCAUCAGUCCCUCAAGCACCUUAAAGGACAACAAAAAUUAAGCAAAAGGCAUGCCCGAUGGGUAGCCUUCAUCGAGUCAUUCCCAUACGUCAUCAAGUACAAGACAGGUAAGUCUAAUGUAGUGGCUGACGCUUUAUCUCGUAGACACAUCUUGCUCACUGCUUUAGAUGCAAAACUCCUAGGGUUUGAGCUUAUGAAAGACUUGUAUACAAGUGACCCUGACUUUUCAAAUGCCUAUGGGAAUUGUGGGAGGGCUAACUUUGAAAAAUUCUAUGUGCAUGAUGGUUUCUUAUUCUAUCUUACUAAGUUAUGCAUUCCCCAAGGUUCUAUUCGUGACUUACUUGUCCAUGAGUCACACAGUGGUGGACUAAUGGAACACUUUGGUGUCACCAAGACUUUAGCUAUGUUGCAGGAUCACUUCUCCUGGCCACGCAUGCGCCGGGAUGUGGAGAGGAUUGUUGAACGGUUUUCCAAAAUGGCUCACUUUAUUGCAUGUCAUAAAACGGAUGAUGCUUUGCACAUUGCUGACUUAUUCUUUAAAGAAGUUGUUCAUUUGCAUGGCAUACCUAGGACUAUCGUGUCUGAUAGAGAUGUCAAGUUUUUGAGCUAUUUCUGGAAAUCUCUAUGGGAUGGCAAGAAGAAGGCUGAGUUCGUUAGGACAUUGCACGACAAGGUUCGUGCCAACAUCGAGAGGAGGACGGCCCAAUAUGUACAACAAGCAAACAAGCACAGGCGCCAGCUUGUCUUUGAACCUGGCGAUUGGGUCUGGUUACACUUGCGCAAGGAGAGAUUCCCAAAGCAACGACACAGCAAGCUAUCACCAAGAGGAGAUGGGCCUUUUCAAGUCCUUGAGCGCAUCAACGACAAUGCCUACCGCUUAGAUUUGCCUGGUGAGUAUAAUGUUAGUGCUACAUUCAAUGUCGCUGAUUUAAGUCCGUUUCUUGCAGGGGACGAGCACGAUCUGAGGGCAAAUCCUUUUCAAGAGGAGGGGAAUGAUGCGGACGAGGCCCAUGGUGUUCAAGUAGACCCUGUAAAGGUGCCCCAAGGGCCAGUGACACGAGCACGAUCCAAGAGAUUCAAGGAGUCGCUUCAAACCCUGGUUUAUGCCAUCCAAGCCCAAGAGAAACCGCCCAUUGAAGGGAUUGAGUUUGAAGAUCCUGGCGAGACUACUAAAGCUUCCGGGAUUCAAACUGACACCUCCAUGCUGAUUGAUGAGGUGAUGGAUACUGUACAGAGUCCACUCCCUGAGGGCGCUGAGGAGGAUCCGGAGGAGGACCCUAAGGAGAAGGUUCCACCUGAUAGCCCUACCGUGGAAUAG